GCAAAUAUUGAUUUUACUCCGGCCAACCUAGGCCUACAUCGGCCGACAUACACGCAAAAACAUAUAUGAGUGCAGUUUGGUAAUCACUUAAUGACAUGCAUGGAUCCUUGAAUAGAAAAGAGAUCUAUCAUAAAAAGAGAGUGGCUCUAAUACCACAGAGCGCUCCAGUUGGUUGGCAGAGGCUCAUAUACCACCACAAUAAAGCAAGGAGUCUGGAUGCCGGAUGGUCAUUUCCUAUGGGUUUAUUUUAGUCAGAUUUUUAUCAAUCCGGCAUUAAUCGUCAUAUCAGUUAUAGGCCUAUUUCAAGUAACCAUCGCACCCAGUGGAUCCAGCAUGCAACGUUGGGACUACGAGAAAAUGGCUGCGGACUCAUCCAGGUCGUAUGCUAAUGAAAAGACUCCUUCGACUGGAUCAGGGGAGGCAGAUAUAGCGGCUGAUCCAGCAAGUGGAGGGUUUUUUGCCACGGAUUACAAGAAGCAUGAAGAUCUUAAAGCAAUGCUGGAUGGGAAUAAAGAUGGGUUGAAGUUGGAAGCUAUGAAACGCAUUAUCGGUAUGAUAGCCAAAGGUAAAGAUGCAUCUGAUCUCUUUGCAGCUGUGGUUAAAAAUGUGGUCUCUAAAAAUAUAGAGAUCAAGAAGUUGGUUUAUGUUUACUUGGUUCGAUAUGCCGAGGAACAACAAGACCUGGCUUUGCUAUCUAUUAGUACAUUCCAGAAAGGACUCAAGGAUCCUAACCAGUUGAUCAGAGCAUCAGCCCUUCGUGUUCUCUCAAGUAUUCGUGUUCAUAUGAUUGUACCCAUCAUGAUGCUAGCAAUCAAGGAGAGUGUCAAUGACAUGUCACCGUAUGUCCGCAAAACUGCCGCUCAUGCCAUUCCAAAGCUUUACAACAUGGAUCCCGAACAGAAGGAUCAACUCGUAGAAGUCAUUGAGAAACUCCUGGCUGACAAGACUACACUGGUUGCUGGAAGCACGGUCAUGGCAUUUGAAGAGGUGUGUCCAGAGCGAAUUGACCUGAUCCAUAAGAACUUCCGCAAGCUCUGCAACCUUCUUAUUGAUGUUGAAGAGUGGGGUCAGGUCAUCAUCAUCAACAUGCUGACUAGAUACUCCAGGACACAGUUUCUAGACCCCAACAAAGCUGAUAUGAUACAAGAGGAAGCAGAGCGAUCUUUCUAUGGCUCGGAGCACAGUGAAGAUGAAGAUGAAGAUAAAGAAGGAAAGGAAGAAGAAGAGAUCAAGAAGCCUUACAUCAUGGAUACUGAUCACAGAUUGCUCCUACGCAGUGUCAAACCACUCCUCCAGAGCAGAAAUGCUUCGGUUGUUAUGGCAGUAGCUCAGCUGUAUCACCACAUUGCCCCUAAGAAUGAAGUUGGGAUCAUUGCUAAGCCAUUGGUCAGACUUCUCAGAAGCCACAGGGAAGUGCAAACUGUCGUAUUGAGCAAUGUAGCCACAAUGAGUGCCAACCGGAGGGGCAUGUUUGAGCCAUUCCUUAAGAGUUUCUUUGUUCGUUCAAGUGAUGCAACCCAUAUCCGUCUCCUCAAACUGGAGAUCAUGACCAACAUCGCCAGCGGAACAAGUAUUUCAACUAUACUUAGGGAAUUCCAGACAUAUGUGACCAGUUCUGACAAGGAGUUUGUGGCAGCUACUAUCCAGGCCAUAGGAAGAUGUGCAAGUAACAUAGAAGAGGUGACUGAGUCAUGCAUGAAUGGACUUAUGGGACUCAUGUCAAACAGAGACGAGGCUGUAGUAGCAGAGAGUGUGGUAGUGAUUCGUAAACUCCUUCAGAUGAACCCGACUGGACAUAAGGAGAUCAUACGUCACAUGACCAAACUAGCGGAUGCCAUCACGGUACCCAUGGCUAGGGCUAGUAUUCUAUGGCUGAUAGGAGAGUAUUCUGACAGUGUACCUAAGAUGGCUCCAGAUGUUCUCCGUAAGAUGGCCAAAGGAUUCAUCAAUGAGGAAGAUAUCGUCAAACUUCAGAUUCUAAAUCUGGCAGCUAAACUCUACCUGACCAACUCAAAACAGACCAAACUCCUACUCCAGUAUGUACUCAACUUGUCCAAGUACGAUCAGAACUAUGACAUCCGGGACCGCGCCCGUUUCUUCCGACAUCUCCUCCUCCCUGGUGAUAAGACAACAACAUUCUCUAAACAUGCUAAAAAGAUCAUCCUAGCCACGAAACCCGCUCCUGUCAUUGAGUCUGUCUUCAAAGAUCGGGACCAGUUCCAGCUAGGCUCUCUAUCUCACAUGAUCAAUUCAAAGGCUGUAGGAUACAUUGAGCUCCCUGACUUCCCAGAAGAGGCCCCAGAUCCAAGUGUUAGAGUUGUAGAGGAAGUGCUACCAUGGACCAGUGAGAAGGAGAAGAGAUCAAUGAGUAAGAAGAAGAGCAAAGCCAAGUCAUUCUAUUCCAGCUCUGAGGAAAGUGAGGAAGAAGAUGAUGACGACGAUGAUGAAACAUCAUCGGAAGGUAGUGAAUCAGGCUCAGAUUCAGAGAGCGAGUCUGGUUCCGAUGAUGACAAAGACGAAAGCAGUGAAGAGGAAGAGAGUGAUAUGGAAGACGAUAGUGAGAAUGCGUCAUCUGUGGAAGAUUCAGAGAAGAGCUCAUCAGAAUCGUCUGAAGAAUCCUCAAGUGAAGAGAGUGACUCAGAGAGUAAAGAAGAGAUCAAACCAGUCAAAAAGAAAACACCACAAAAAUCUAAAGUGAAGGAGGAGAAGAGUGGUAAACAGAAAGCUGAAUCAACAAUGCAACUUUUAGAUUUUGAUGAUUUUGGUCCAUCAGGAGAAUCGUCCCAGCCAGUAACUCCUGCUGGCCCCACCAGCAUUCUAACACCAACCCUAGCCAAAGAUCUUCAAGGACUAUCACUCAGUGACAAACCUCUGAGCUCAGAACAGAUGUCACAGAGUGCUAAGGCUGGUGGAAUAAUGUUCCCUUCUAAGGAGACCUUUGAGCUUCUAAAUCGAGUGAACAGUGGUGGUUUGUCAGCUACCUACCGAUUCCCUAGAACAACCUGUAUCUAUUCUACUACCAUGGUGGCUGUCGAGGUAACAUUCACUAACAACAGUAAUUCCAAGAUACAAAACAUUAGCAUAGGUGAGACCAAGUUGGCUGCUGGUAUGAAGUUACAUGAGUUUCCUGAAAUCACCAACCUUUCUGUAGGUCAAUCCACAACAGCAAUCCUUGGUAUUGACUUUAGAGACACAACACAACCUGCUAACUUUGAGAUCUGUACUGAAUCACGGAAGUUCAGUGUAAUAGUGAAAGCACCUAUAGGAGAACUCUUACAACCUACACAACUCAGUGAGAGAGACUUCCUUGCACAACAAUCCAAGCUUACUGGUAUGAAUGAACACUCUGAUAAGUGUGACAUAGAAGCAAGCCAUAGAGAAGAGAAAGAAUUAAUCAGAUGUGUUGGUGAGACAGCCAAUGUUCAGAUCGUCCCAGCCAGCGAUCCCAGUAAACUCACAUACAGGUUUUCUGGAAGGACAAUAUCCGCUGGAACAUCAGCCCUAUUGACAGUACAGAUCCUGAGCGAGGGAAAGGCUAGAAUCACUUCCAACUGUGAGAAGAUGGUUAUUGGUAACAUGCUGGUCAAAGACAUCAAGAAGGCUCUAGGAAAGGCAUGAUGUCAGCACCCAUAGCUUCAUCUACAUGUAGGAGUCUUAUACAUUUGUACUAGAGUCUAGAACAAACCCCUUACUGUUCAUCUUGUCAAAACUUAUCAAGAUCUCAGAUAGGCUUAAUGUUAGUAGUUGCAGCUUCGUAUACUGGAAGAAUUCAUGUACAGUGGAAAAUAAUCUGAAACAAUGUCUCCAUAGUUUUCUAAGAUAUCAAAAAACUUUAAGAAAGGCAUGAUUUUAGCAUGGUUAGGAAUGACUCCUUAAUACAGGAAUCUUAGAUUAUGUCUUAAACAGCCUUCCCUAUUGAUCUAGUUUAUCGAUUAUGCUCUAAGAAAGACAUGAUGUUGGUACCCAUAGCUUUACGUACAAAUAUUAGAUUAUAGAAGUUAGUCUUGAACAGCCUCCCCCUUCAUUGUACCUUGUUAAGGUUAUCAAUUAUGUUUUAACCCUAAAUCUCCCAGGGUAUUUUUAUUCUUGUCAUUCCGGGGGGGGGGGGGGGGGGGGAGAUCUCAGCCGCGGAUUGCGCGAUCACAGCGAAAAAUUUGCAUGAUGGUAGAGAAUGAUGUAAUCUAAGCACUUGCAUUGGUAAAUUUCACUGAAUUCAUAUAUUUUUAUUUUAUAUGAAUUAAUUAUGCUAAUUUAUUCAUGAAAUCAUACUUUUUGCUCUGAUUCACUAAAUAAAGCUCCUAGAAUGCUAUUUUUUGGUGAAAAUAUUCUUUAUAGCAUUCCUAACAAUUGUGAAUGAAAAAAGCCUGGUACCAAGACCGAUUUCUUAUGUAUUUUAUUGUUUUUUUAAUUUCUUAUGUAUUUCUUUGUUUUUUUACUUUUUGUUUUUUAAUUGUUUUUUCGAUGGAAAUCGUUCCAGACUUAAUUCUGAUCAUAACAAGGCAAAAUUAAUUAAGUUUAAUCAGUAAAAGUAGAAAUAAUGAUACAUUUAUAAAUUUUGGCUAAUACACAAUCUGCAUUGGAUUUGUACAUGAAAUCACGUUUAUGAGCAAUUUGGGGUCUGACAUGCACUUACAUAAUGUUGCGUAAUGUCGUAACCGCGUACUUGGGCGUCACAAAUUUGGUCUAAAAAUAUGCGCGUGACUUGAAAGUAAAAAGUCAGUGAGCGGCGAGGUCAAAAAAAUUUGUGCAGCAGAUAUAAUGCAAAAAUUGUCGAGGGGGGGGCCAUUAUUGCCCCCCCCCCCCCCCGGGAGAAUUAGGGUUAAGAAGGGUAUGAUGUGGAUCACUUGAGCUUCAUGUAUGAACCUUGGAUUACGAAACAGUCUGGAACACCCCCCCCCCCCCACUCUCUUAGAACUGCACCUUCUUGUUGGCGAACAAUACUAAACACCCUUUCUGCUUUUUGCCUGAUCUUGAUUGCUCCUUUCCAUUUUGCAUUUGAUGGCAAAAUUUUUAUGCUACCAGCCUAGGUUCCUGUCAAUCCUGUGUAAGCGAUGAAUUCCUACUCGAUAAUUAAUGGAUCAGGGAGCUAUUCAGAAUGGUUUGGUAUUGUGGUACAUAUUCAGUGCUCCAUAAGAUAUUAGGCAAUUAUAUAGUGAUGAUUGUGACAGUACCAUAAGUAUCAAGAGUCUUUGUUUUCUAUUCAUUUGCUAAAAAUGCUGUAAACUAAAUAGAAUAGCAUGAAUACAUGAAUUAUGGACACACUAUACUGCAUUCAUACUGUACUGCAUUCAUUGCUGGCUCAUCGCUUUUUUGUAUCGUUUAUUUCUAAUUUUCCAAAAAUAAGCAUUCAUUUGUAAAAAAAAAGUUUGUUGCGAUAGACUAAGAGGUUAUUCAUAUUUUCUGGAAAAUUCCAGUAAUAGUCUUACAAGUUUUAUAGUGUCAGCGUUCACUCAGCCAGUAUAGUAGAAAUUGUUUCUAUUAGGAUGUACUCAAUAUAGACCUUCUCUCAAGUCUGUAACUUGUAAAAAGAGUUUUUUAGAUCACAUAGUUAAAACUUCAGAUUUUGCACCACCUUAGAUUUGAAAACUUUAACAAAUGCACAUGUACUUUGUUUUUUAGAGUCAGAAGGGUGUUAUUCCUUUUAUGAAGAGAACCAGCACAUUUUUCUUGCUUGAAACAGAUGCCCACAUGUCAUUGCUCAGGUGUGAAAACCUUGUAUCUCAAAAUUAAGAAGGUAUUGAGGUCAGUUUAGAAAAUGUUGUAUGGUGGCAACAUUUUCUUGUCUGAAGACAGAUAUCCUAAUUCCUGUAGAUAAAUCUGUAGAAACAAAAGGGGGUUGCUAUUUGUGUCUACUUGUGUCAUAAGUACAAAACUGAUCUCUUUCUUAGCUGUCCUAAUAAAACUAAAUUUUGAGAUGUGAGGUUUAAACAGCCCAGCUAUUUCCAUACAGUAUUUCACAUGGACCAUUCUGCGAAAUCAUUCCAUGUUAUAGUAUAAUAUCAUUGUGAAGAUAUUUAUGUGCAAUUAUAUUGAGAAUGUGUCUCAUUUUGUGUUACAGUUCUUUAUUAUCUAUACUUUGUUGGUAAUUGUCUUAGCUAAAGCUAAAAAUAAAGUAUUUUUAAAAUUUAAUUCAUUCAAAAGUCAAAUGCAAAUAAAAUUCAAAUGUAUCCUAUUAUCAUAUGCCUCCAUCAAAAGCCUGAGAUAACUCUCUGAUUCAUAUCUCCGUGGUGCAAUUUAUGAGAUGGAAAAAUAAAUGUAAUUUGUAAUAUUUAGAUCUAAUAGAAUCAGAUCAAUGGUAUUAAAAACAAAAUCUGAUGGAAAUAUGAUUUUUUUUUUUAAUGAAGAAUUGAAAGUUUGUGCCUCUUUCCACAAGCAUCCGCUGAUCCUAAUGGUGAUGUAUGAUAGCGCACUAUUACACAGCUUGCAAAAAAUGUAUUCUACUGUCAAAAUGCCUGUUAAAUAUGUUCAUACUUGAUAUACUUGUAUUUCAUGGUAACGUUAUAUGUAAAUUUACAUAAUGUUCAUAAUUCAUACUGACUUCGAUCAUGGAUGAAUAAAUGACAUCCAAAAUUUGGGAGUUCAGUUCCAUUAAUUCUCACUAGUACUAUAUUUGAAUUGUAUGUGUUGUUGUGCUAGCUCCUCUUGUUAUUUCCUUUGUUUAAAGGGAUGACAUUAAAUUGCAGAGUACUUAUAAAUUAUGAAUAAAUAUAAUGAUAUAUAUCUA
Lytechinus pictus (painted urchin) is the source of this 6724-nucleotide messenger RNA. RefSeq names its product AP-3 complex subunit beta-2-like. NCBI's taxonomy places the organism in Eukaryota, Metazoa, Echinodermata, Echinoidea, Temnopleuroida, Toxopneustidae. The record is from RefSeq and is a predicted model, not a curated record. Bases 217 to 3618 code for a protein of 1133 amino acids. Gene Ontology annotation, biological process: vesicle-mediated transport; intracellular protein transport. Gene Ontology annotation, cellular component: membrane coat; AP-3 adaptor complex. The transcript is spliced from 26 exons.